Messenger RNA from Lucilia cuprina (Australian sheep blowfly), 2854 nucleotides. RefSeq names its product solute carrier family 41 member 2. Lineage: Eukaryota; Metazoa; Arthropoda; Insecta; Diptera; Calliphoridae. Gene Ontology annotation, biological process: monoatomic cation transport. Gene Ontology annotation, molecular function: monoatomic cation transmembrane transporter activity. The record is from RefSeq and is a predicted model, not a curated record. The transcript is spliced from 8 exons. The coding region runs from base 116 to 2182 and encodes 688 amino acids. Gene Ontology annotation, cellular component: plasma membrane.
UUAAAACUUAAAAUUCUUAUACAUAACACAUAUUAUUGUAAAAAAUUAUAAAAAAAAAAUAAUUUAAAUUAACAAAACUAAUAAAAAAUUAUAAAAAAAACAAAAAUAAUUAAACAUGUCGCUCAACGGUAAAAAUGCAGAUGAUGCAGCAACAGCAGCCCAGCAGCAAAUAGAAAAUAAUAAUUAUAACAACAACAAUAAUGUCAUUAAAGAUACCUCCUUUACACCUUCCUCUACAACGACGGUGGCGGGAGCAGCAUUGUCUUCAGAGCAUCCUCCCACGUCAUCAAGAAGUUUGACAGAUAACAACUCAGAUCACAAUAAUACUUCUAGUUCUAGUUUUAUACACAUUCCACCUCCCCCUCGUUCAACUCAUACUACAAAAUCUGCAGCAAUGGCGCCAACUGCAAAUAGUGAAAGUAUGAGUAACACUAACAGCUUAAGUAGAAGAUCAUUAGAUGUUCACACAUUAGAUAUACAUGAACCACAACAACAACAACAAUUACACAAUAAUAAUGUUAACAAUAUUAACAAUAAACAACAUGAACAACAACAGCCAUCAACACCAACAUUAUCAACAAAUUCGAAAUUAAACUCUACAACACAUGAAUACACCAGUAACAAUGGUGUACCCCAUGGACACUAUCGUAAUACAUUACCACCUCAAGAUGAUAAUUUUAAAUUAUUUACUAUAUAUGGAAAUGACACCGACAAUGACAAAUUGUCCGGUUUACCACAUUCUACAACCGGUUCAUUAAGCUCUAUCAUCACGACGUCCAUAGCAUCCUCAGAACCUGAUCCGGGAGCGGGCAGCGGUGGUGGUGGCAAUGGCGGAGGCGGCGGUGGUCAUGAUCCCUCAAAUAGUGUAGAUGAAAAAAUGGCCUUAAAUCGACCGGGUAUUAAACAGGAAAAAUGGUCUUCGAUCUUAAUACAAGUGUCAAUACCAUUCUUUUUGGCUGGCAUAGGCACAAUAGGAGCUGGUAUUAUUUUAGGUAGAGUAGAGAAAUGGCGUGUAUUUAAGUCUGUUAGUGAAUUGUUCAUUUUGGUUCCUGCCCUGCUUGGUCUCAAGGGCAAUUUGGAUAUGUGUCUGGCCUCACGUCUCUCCACACAAGUGAAUUUGGGUAAUAUGACGGGAAAGAAAGAGGUUAUACGUAUGAUUGUUGGCAACAUAGCAUUGGUGCAAGUGCAGGCCACGGUGGCAUCAUUUCUGGUCGCUAUGUUUGCGGUAUCUGUAGGCGCUGCCAUGGAUGGUAAUUUCUAUUUUGAACAUGUUAUGUUAUUGACGGCGUCGGCAAUGUUUACGGCGACAUCGUCAUGUUUUGUGUUAGACUUUGUAUUAGUGGCUGUGAUAUUAUUAUCUCAAAAGUAUCGUUUGAAUCCUGAUAAUUUGGCAACCCCCUUAGCUGCCUCCAUAGGUGAUGUGGUUUCAAUUAGUUUGCUAUCGUUUAUUGCUUCGAUUUUAUUCGAUAACAUAAAAACUCAUUUAUGGAUAACUUAUGUUGUAGUGGCCUGUUAUCUGGUCUUGUUACCAAUGUGGGUAACAGUUGUAUUAAAAAAUAAAUAUACACGUCCUGUGCUCAAGAGUGGUUGGGUGCCAGUAUUAUCGGCCCUGUGUAUUAGUGGUUUGGGUGGUCUGGUGUUAGAUGCUGCUGUCGAAGUAUUUCAUGGUUUUGUGGUAUUCCAGCCCAUUAUCAAUGGUAUUGGUGGUAAUUUGGUUUCGGUACAGGCUAGUAAAAUAUCAACAAUGCUGCAUCAAAGUUCAAUUAUUGGCAUUAUACCACCACAUACGAAAAUAUUCGAAUGGCCCUGGAAAGCAUUAUUUAAAGGAGUGCCCUAUGCUAAAACUGCUCGCUUAUUGAUUGGUCUGUCAAUUCCUGGUAAUAUAUUGUUUAUAUUUGUAGCUGAUUAUAUACACAUGUCUCAAUCGACAAUAACCUGGGCAUUUGCUCUCUCGUAUUUGAUUGCCAGUUUGAUACAGUUAAUGCUUCUUUUGUAUAUCGCCCACAUAAUUGUACAUGCCAUGUGGAAAUGGAAAAUCGAUCCAGAUAAUUCAUCUAUACCUUAUCUUACAGCCCUGGGUGAUUUAUUGGGCUCUAGUCUUUUGGCCUUGGCCUUUAUAUUCCUGUUAUCGAUUAACAAGGAAUAUGGAGCGGGCUUGGAUACUUUAAAUGCUUCAAACUAAAAUAAGAUUGAUUUAUUGAUUUCUAUCUGUAUGUGCUGUGAUUUGAAAGUGAAAGAAGUAGAGAGAGAGAGAGAAAGAGUUGUCUUCUAAUUAGUCUGCACAAUGAUUUUGCCAUUCUUAAAUCAUUGUUAAGGCGAGAAGAUAAAUGCAUGUACUAUUUUAAUUGCCAUAAAUAAUAUUUUAACAAAAAAUACAAAUAAAAAACAAUAAACAGGGUUGUAAGUUAUAUAGUCAGUCAACGACUUCUAAUUACUACUGCUAUAUUUAACAUACAUACGUACUGCAGUUAGAGUUAGUUUAAAUAAAAAAAAUUAGAGUAUAGAGUUGGACAUGUUAAGAUUUUAUAUGUGUUAUAUAAAAUGCUAACAACAAAACAAUAAUAAUUAAAAGUUGAAUGGUCGAGACCAGUGUUUAGUUUAGUUUCAUUCUCCAGUGUACCUUAAUGGAUUUAAAUUUAGUAAUUAUGUAUGUAUUUUAAUUUAUUUUAAAUGAAAUUAAGUAAAUUACCUUUAACAUUAAGCCAAUAAAACCUAUACACCUUCCCCUCUCCCCUAAAAGUCCUUCCUUUUCCCCUUAAUGUUGUAAAAAACCUUUUGUUCCUCCCCCAGAAUAAAUAUGUAUGUGUUUAUUUAAAAUAGUAAAUUUAAUUUGAUAAAGAAAAUAAAACAAAAA